CUCCGAGUGCCAGCCCGCGAGGACCUCACAGAGCUCUCCGCAGAGGGUCCAGGCCCACUCCUUUGGCCAGCAGCCGGCCCCGCAGCCUCCGAGACCGCCCCGCCCCUCGACAGUAGCGGGCGGAGGGGACGCCCAGGACGCGGGACGGCUGCGCCAUGACGGCUGAGAGCCGGCCGCCGCCGCCGCCGCCUCAGACGGAGGUGCUGGCGGCCGUGAAGGAGGAGCGCAGUGAGGCGGCGACCGGGGUCCCAACGGAGGCCACGGGUCGCGGCACCGGUGGGCGUCGGCGGAAGCGCCCCCUGCAGCGCGGAAAGCCACCCUACAGCUACAUUGCGCUCAUUGCCAUGGCCAUUGCGCACGCGCCUGAGCGCCGCCUCACGCUAGGCGGCAUCUACAAGUUCAUUACGGAGCGUUUCCCCUUUUACCGCGACAACCCCAAAAAGUGGCAGAACAGCAUCCGCCACAACCUGACGCUCAACGACUGCUUCCUCAAGAUCCCGCGCGAGGCUGGCCGUCCAGGCAAGGGCAACUACUGGGCGCUCGACCCCAACGCCGAGGACAUGUUCGAGAGCGGCAGCUUCCUGCGCCGCCGCAAGCGCUUCAAGCGCUCGGACCUCUCCACUUACCCAGCCUACAUGCACGACGCGGCGGCCGCCGCCGCCGCUGCCGCCGCCGCCGCCGCUGCCGCCAUCUUCCCGGGAGCAGUGCCCGCUGCGCGCCCGUCUUACCCCGGCGCCGUCUACGCAGGCUAUGCCCCGCCGACGCUUACCGCGCCGCCCCCUGUCUACUACCCCGCUGCGUCGCCAGGACCGUGCCGCGUCUUCGGCCUGGUGCCUGAACGGCCACUCAGUCCAGAACUGGGCCCCGCGACGUCGGGGCCCGCGGGUUCCUGCGCCUUUGCCUCGGCCAGCGCCUCUGCAGCCACCACCGGCUACCAGCCUGCAGGCUGCGCGGGGGCCCGACCUACCAACCCCUCUGCCUACGCGGCCGCCUACGCAGGCCCCGAUGGCGCGUACCCGCAGGGCGCAGGCAGUGCCCUCUUCGCAGCGGCUGGCCGGCUGGCGGGGCCCGCCUCGCCCCCCGCGGGUGGCAGCAGUGGUGGCGUUGAGACCGCAGUGGACUUCUAUGGGCGCACAUCGCCCGGCCAGUUUGGAGCGCUGGGGCCUUGCUACAAUCCUGGGGGGCAGCUCGGAGCCGGCAGUGGAGGCGCCUAUCAUGCUCGCCAUGCGACUGCCUAUCCUGGCGGGGUGGAUCGAUAUGUGUCCGCCAUGUGAGCCGAGCUUUCGGUCGAAAAUUCAUAGAUACCUCGGCUCUCCACAUGAACUAAGUUUCCCUGAGACCUGAGAACAGGACUGAAUAGAGGAUUUGAGAGCCACGUGGAAGGGACAGAGAGGGCAGGAGAGGCAUACAUAGCCUCCCAGGGCACCGCGUACACACCGGUCCGCUUUGGAAAUGGGAGGAUGUGGGGAGAGGCAGCGAGGGCCCACGGACUGGGACAAAGGACCCUCAGUAAGGCGAAGCUCCAAAGGACAUGCCUUUCACAUUCUACUGGGGAGGGUACUUGGCGAUAAUGGGGGCGCAGCGUAGUGCGUACACCAGAGUCUAGGUCUGAACUGUGGGGAAUCACCACCAUGUCUUCACUCAUCCCUGUAUUGCAGAAACUCGGCCGGCCUUUUACACGGUUCUGCUUCUUGCGCCUUUGAUUCCUACAGCAAAGGCUCCAAUAGCGCCUUCCUUAAGGUGAGGAAGAUGAGUUUGCAAAAGA
Molecule: messenger RNA, 1765 nt
Organism: Lynx canadensis (Canada lynx)
Lineage: Eukaryota; Metazoa; Chordata; Mammalia; Carnivora; Felidae
Gene: FOXE1
Product: forkhead box E1
Exons: 1
Coding region: 156-1274 (372 amino acids)
Biological process (GO): cell differentiation; anatomical structure morphogenesis; regulation of transcription by RNA polymerase II
Molecular function (GO): RNA polymerase II cis-regulatory region sequence-specific DNA binding; DNA-binding transcription factor activity, RNA polymerase II-specific
Source: RefSeq, a predicted model, not a curated record